AUGCGAUUCUCACCUCUAAUCCUGUUACCUCUGGUAACUGCCUUACCAGCCAAACAACAAUCAUCUUCGAUCCCAGAAUUAUCAGUAAACCAAUGGAACAACAUCCAAUCUGGAUUCACUGAUGGUCUAAGAUCGUUAUCCUCUUGGUCAUGGUCCAAAGCUGAAGAUGUCAUCGAUGAACUCGAAGCUAUCUCUGGCAUCGCCACUGAUAACAAAGAUGAUGAUGAUAAAUCCUCGUUGACCAUUUGGCAAGCUUUGAAAGCUGAUCCUCAUUCGUUCAGUAAAUUGGUCAAGAUCAUCGAAUUCGAAGGUAAAGCCAUUGACUAUCUUGACGACAAAGACCUUCAAAUCACCUUCUUCGCACCCAACAACGAUGCUCUUACCCCACCUCACCACCACCACGAUGACGAUGAUCACGAUCACGAUGACUCCCUUGUCGAACUCUUACACAAUCCAUCUUUGAUCACUCUCUCCAAUGCCCUCGAAUCCGAACCCUCUCUUCUCGCUGCCGAUGAAGAUGAUCACCACCACCACCAUCACCAUGAUGAGGAUGAUGAUCCCGAAAAGCGAAAGAGAAGAAAAGAGAUUUUCAGGAAGAUUGCCGGCAAAGUCUUGCAAUACCAUGGUCUCACUAAGGCAUACACUGCCCAAGAGUUGGCUCAGAACUCUACUAUCGCCACUGCUUUGAAAGCAGAGGAUGGAUCGUAUGGUGGUCUUCACAGGAGAAUCAGGAUCGAUAAACACUUUGUUCCACCUUCUCUCAAGAUCAACUUCUACGCCAAGGUACUCGUCUCCGAUAUCAAGGCUCGAAAUGGAUAUUUCCACACCUUGAACCACCCUCUCAUCCCUCCCGGAUCAAUCAUCGAAGAGCUCUUCCUGUUCCCCGACGUAUUCUCCACCCUUACCUCGAGCGUUCAAAAAAUCCACGGACGAAGGUAUCUCGACUGGUCGUACGACAAAGAACACUCUAAACCUGGCCAUCCUGAAUUCCACGGUAAACCUCUUUUGACCCUCUUCGCCCCUACCAAUAUCGCCUUCGCAGCCAUCCCACCUAAGCUCAAAUUCUAUCUAUUCUCCCCAUUCGGUGAACACGCUUUGACCAAAUUAUUGGCUUACCACUAUAUCCCCAACACGCUUCUUCUCUCCGAACUGCUUUAUACUCAAAAAGAGAAGAAAUCGCAAAUUGAUUCGUUUGUCGAUACUUUGGGUGAUUACGAAUACUUCAAUUUGGGCGAUGAUCCUUCGUUCCAUAAAGAAAUUGAAAUUUCCCCAGCGCUUCCUAAUUCUACUCUGAAGAUCGAGAUCGACAAGACCAAGUUCCUUCCUGUUGAAGGGGCCGUCAAGACCACCAUCAAGGUCAAUGGACAAGAAGUCAAGGUCAUCGACGUACCCGCAAGAAACGGUGCGACUCACGUCAUUGACCAUCUCCUCAUUCCACCUCAUCACCACCAUGAUCACCAUGGUAAGGAUAUUGCUCAUCUUGAUUCGUGGGAGAACUGGGAGGAGUGGUUCCCUUCUUGGGUUGAUCAAUUUUAA
Molecule: messenger RNA, 1536 nt
Organism: Kwoniella botswanensis
Lineage: Eukaryota; Fungi; Basidiomycota; Tremellomycetes; Tremellales; Cryptococcaceae
Exons: 4
Coding region: 1-1536 (511 amino acids)
Biological process (GO): macroautophagy
Cellular component (GO): fungal-type vacuole membrane
Source: RefSeq, a predicted model, not a curated record